Molecule: messenger RNA, 4671 nt
Organism: Procambarus clarkii (red swamp crayfish)
Lineage: Eukaryota; Metazoa; Arthropoda; Malacostraca; Decapoda; Cambaridae
Source: RefSeq, a predicted model, not a curated record
AUUCACAAUUCUACUCGCAGCCCAGUUGAGCUGAGAAGGGGCGAGUGGAAGGGUGUACCAGAUAUUUUCUUCAAUCAAUAACAAAAAUUAUUUUUUUAGUAAAAUGAAAGUUGUGAACUCUCCCCAUAAGUGUGUAAUGCCUUGCUGACCGUGCAGGCAGUUAACAGUGUAUAAUAUAGUUAACAUACGAGUCUUCGACAGAAAAUAUCCUGUACAUCUCUGCCUGGGUUAUCCGAGAACAAGAAUUACUUCAACAUGUCAGACGAUGCAGAGUGGGUCGGAGUAGACUUUGAGUUCGGGAGGCCCAACACGCCCACUACAGCCCGCCCAGCAAUCAGACCCCGCCCACGGCCGCCUGCGCCGCCCUUGCCUGAACCCGCCACAGACCCGCCUCGCGAGCUUCCGGAAGUAACGGAAACUAUCAACUCUGGGAGCAAUAACGCCGCGGCGGUAGGCGGGUCUGUGGGCGGGGUUCUGGGCGUGGUGCUGGUGCUGCUGCUGGUGUAUAUGUUGGUGCUACGACGGAAGUUGAACAAGGCCAAGCACUCGGGGAAGGAGUCCAAGUACCAGCUGCGAGUCGAGGACGUGGCGCACAUCACCAACCUGGAUGAGACCUCUAACACCUAUGUCAACACCACUGACCUCCAGAAGCUCGUCGCCUCCGUCAGGGCCAAAGGCAAGUCCGCCGACAGGCUCCCGACGCCCCCGAGGCUCCUGCACCAGACACCUGCGCCCUACAGACCGCCUAACAAGCUAAACAAUGGUGCCCUUCCCGGCGCACCGUCUGCUGCUAAGGUAGAAAACAACGGAUUUCGGGGAGAUGGAGACGUUGUGGUGAUGAAAGCUCCUAUGCCGAUACCACACAGCUCCACCACCACACUACACACCACCACACCGGUGCAAGAACUAUCAGAGUCUGAUGCUAUUUACUGCAAUUUGCAGGACACACUGAUUCCCGCCCGCCUCCCUCCCCCAUCACGCGCCCUCACUUCCCCAGCACGUCCUAAGGUCGAGGCUCCCAGAAUAGCGCCGCCGCCACCUCCAGCUAAUCUGACGAACAGCUCCCCGUCAGCCGAGGACAAGGGCGACAAGGCAGGCACUGGGCCUACGUCACCUACUGUCAUCGCCAGACCUGCUCCUCCUCCGCCAACAGCACCCAAGACACAAUUGGUUGACGUCACCCAAAGCCCUACCCAAGCCCCGUGGGCCGAUGUCAUCUCAAGCCCUCCCAUAAUCCAGAAACCCACACCACCACCAGUAGCUUUGAAACCCAGUAAAGGUCCACAAGCUGAUGUUGUGGCUCCAACACUAACACCAACCAAGCCCACAACCGCCAAGCCCACACCUCCCACACUCCCCAAGCCUGGCGUUGUUAAAAAGGGCAAGGGCCUUCCGCCUCUGAAGAUGGCUCUCCUACCCUCACGCGGUAGGGCAUCACCUGACAACACUAGCACGCCAGACACCAGCAUCAUUGAACUGACACCAGACUCUACCCCUGCGGCUGACGAGAAUGUGGGGGCGGUUUCUAUUAGCGCCAAAAUCGCCUUCUUGGAAGGAAAGAUGAAGGCGUCUGGGACCCCCGCGAGAGGCCAGUUGCACAGGACGUGAGCAUCGAGGGUCCUCCAUACCAUUCCUAGACAGAGAUCUCCCUCGCAUGUGCCAGUAUUACGACACUUUGCCACACAGUGGAUUAAAAUGAAAAGCUGGACUUUCCCACUACAAAGGUGCCUACAAAGAACAAAUCCAACGGAAAAGACGAUGAGGUAAUUUGAAUUCACAGUAUUAAUUACGUGGUCAGUAAGGUUAAAUGUGGUUGUCCUGGCUUCAUAACAGGGGCGUACUGACUCACAUGUUCAAUUAGGGCCAAGGGUCAGUGACUUGCCGUCGCUACGAGGGCGCCCUGACUCACGUGGUCACUGAGGUGCUCCUGUCUUGGCGUCACCAGGUGUAGCACCCCAUCUCUCGACGCCCUGCACUGACCGACUUCCACCCUGACGCCAACAAACCUAAGAACGCUAUAACAAACUCAGCACCUCCUGGCAGGUACGGCGGGGCGACAGUGCGUCAGUAGUACCAUGCUUUUACGACACCAGCGCUGGUGUUCAAUGGCCCCCCCCCCCCUAGUGUUUUCUGUUGCUGGAGACACGAAGACAAACAGGACUCCGUGUGGUGGGAGCGGCGCUGCUGCUGCUCCAAGGGCGUGUUUAACUAUAGACCAUGUGCUACGAGUGGAGGAAAUCCACUCAUUAGCCCGUAGUAUUAUGCUAACUGUUGUAUAUAAAUGUGUAAAUGUGUCUAUACUUGUACAGUUUUUCCACCGCUUUCAGUGUUAUACCAGACUACAUGUGGGAAUGAACCAGUGGGAAUGAACUCCUAACAAUCAAAACAUAUUCCCGUCGAGUCCCAGUUAUGGAAUGUGUCAUUGUGUAAAUAUUAGUAGCAACUGUGAUUCGUUUCUGUUUAUUUAUUGAAGACGCAAGUGUCGACGGCUGUGCAUUGUACUGGUAAGACAAUGUGUCUUUGCUCAGACUUGCGGACUCGCUUGAACAAUGGGAUGAUUUAGCUAUUAAACAAGCUCAAGGAGGUAUUGCGUGCGGUGUUGCCUACUGGUGCAGACAUGAACGGCUGGUAUUGCAAGACCUGCAAAUACAAGGUCGUGACCGGAGUUAUUAACGCUAGAGUUAUGGACGGGCCAGGUGGGUCUCGGAGUCCAGUAUUGGCCUUGGGGAAGCGACAAAAACCCACCAGCUGGACGACCUCUAUUGGCUGCUCCCAGUGAGGCAUUAAACAGGGUGCCAACUGUGCAGAUUUAUACACGGGUGCCAACUGUGCAGAUUUAUACACGGGUGCCAACUGUGCAGAUUUAUACACGGGUGCCAACUGUGCAGCGUUAUACACGGAUGCCAAUGGUGUAGCAUUAUACAUGGGUACCAACAGUGCAUAACAGAGUAUACAUACGUGCCAACAGUGCAGAACAGAGUAUACAUACAUGCCAACAGUGCAGAACAGAGUAUACAUACGUGCCAACAGUGUAAUACAUUAUACGGGUGUCAAAACCGCUACACAUUGCAGGUGUGUCAACUCUACAUAAGAGUACACGCAUGCCAACUUAAUAUAUUAUUAUGUUGCAAAACCUGCACAUCUACGUACUACACAGGCUGCCAACAUUACACCCAAUCACACGGCUGCCAACACUACGCCCAAUCACCCGGCUGCCAACACUACACCCAAUCACACGGCUGCCAACACUACACCCAAUCACACGGCUGCCAACACUACACCCAAACCGACGGUGGUGCCCCCUGGUUUCCGGUUAAAGAGUCCGGGGGAAAAUGUCGUAUGCCAAACAAUUUUUCAGAAAAUCAUGCCCGGGUAAACCCAGCAUCCGGACAACACUCAGUCAUCAACAACAACAACAUCCCCCCCCUCCCCCCAACACAGUCAUCACCCCUCCCCACGUGGUCAUCACUACCCCCCCAACCAGUCAAGUAACGUUUCCUGUAAGGCCACUGUUCCCUGGAUGUGGCUGCAACACGAAGGAUGCUCCCGCGCUAAGCAAGUUAGGAAUGCUGCAGAGCUAGAGCGUUAUUGACUAAGGAAAAUUCCAUGGAUUGUUUUUAUAUUUUUGUUAACAAGCUUAGGUACACACACACAGUGAGCUGCUGCUGCCCCUAUUCUGUAUGAGGGAUUACGGAGUAAUUGAAAUUGAAAUAAGUUUAUUGAGGUAAAAUACACACAAAGGGAUGAGGUAGCUCAAGCUAUUCUCACCCCGUUCAGUACAUCGUGUUAAUACAUACAUAGACACACAUCACAAACAAUAAACAUAUUGCCAAACAUUCUGAGAGAACAAAUUUUCAAACAUUCUGAGAGAAGAGAACAAAUGUACUUAUUACGGAGUAAUAACGCAGCUGUGGGUUGGUCUAAUAUCCCGCCCGUGUCACAGGAUGGUUACUCAUACAUGGAAUCUGGGAAAAAAGAUGAGAUGCCACUCUAGUACCCUGCACUAGCAAACUCUGGGUACAGCACACAAAUAUCUAAAGUACUCUUGUGUAUGAAGUAGUUACAGAGCUCCGGUAGUGUUGGUACCAGAGUAUAAUUAGUGUCUUCACCCGAAGACAAUUUCACGUAACAAGGGGUAAUCAUUGCUGGCACGGACAAGUGUAAGACAAUUAAUCUUUGUAACAGGAGUUGUCUUAAGUAUAUUUUCUGAUCAUUGAAGACAGUGUAAAAAGGUAUUAGCUGUAUUGACUAUACAGUUGUACCGAGUACACAGUUAUGCAUUACCGAAAGUUUGCAUAAUGUUGUAGCCUAAGUGAGAGUAUUUUCCCUGCGUUACAAAGCGUUACAGCUGUAAUCUGGAACUUAUCUCAUUUAUUACGGCGUUUGUCAUCCGUUACGGAACCUCCCAUCCAUCCAGUCUCCGUAAUUUUGAAAGAAAAUCACUCAGAUUACCAGUCGGUGUUGCCAAUCUGGGUUGUGACUGGGUCCGCUGGGAUGACCUAUCUGUACACACUUCACCCAUGGGCUCCAGGAUAAACCAUUGCACAAAGCAUUCUGGUUUAGUGUUCAUAACAGGGCUGAGUCGGUUGUGUGAGAGUUGACUGGAUGAAUAUGUUUAGCAAAAUAUGAGAAAACAUUAAUGGCGAAAGUUAUUUGUGUGUGUGUGUGUGU